UUAGAUAAUAUUUGUCAUAAACAAACGAAAGUGCUACAGUACCGAAAACUUUUCACUUUUCGGAACUAAACAAGGCUUGUGACAUCCUCCACCAAUUAAAUUAUUGUAAACAGUAGUUGUCACACAUACAUUUACUCCCAAAUCAUACUCCUAACCCCACUGGCUUGACAUGAAAACCCAUUUCAACCACUUUUUUAUGAUAAUAAAGAUGUAUGCACCCAGUCAAAUUUGAAUCAGUCCAUCGCCUCCGAGUCUACAAAAGCUAAGAAUCAGAAGAACAUGGUACCUGAUUAUGCGCGAGCAGCUGUUCGUCCCAUCUUCGAAUCCCAUCAGCCAUGCAGGCAGCUCGCAACCGGAAAUCCCCAACCGGCCAUGGAGGUUUCUCUGGCUUCAACAGUGAGUUUCAGACAGAUCCUGGGUUCUCUUGGACUUCUACCUAUACACCUCGUUCCCAUAUGGUCAACAGGAAGGCCAGGAGCUCAGUAUCAUUCCGGGAAAGAGUUACUGAAAUUUUAGGGUCAUGGGCAAACUGCUUCACUCCUCGAUCUGAAAUCAAGGAAGCCCAUGAGAAUCCUCCAAUUGAGCCCCAGGAUGUGUAUGCUAGUCCCAUCUCCAGAAUUUCAUCUACAAGUAGCACAAGCAAUAAUAUACACAAUAUAUCCAGGCAGAGAGGUGAUAGCAGCCAAACAAAGUCCUGGCAAGAGCAGUUCUCGUUUCAGGAAAUUUGCCAGGCUACUUCAAACUUUAGUGAACAAAACAAAAUUGGGUUAGGUAAUUUUGGCACUGUGUAUAAGGCGAAGCUCAGGGAUGGAUCCAUCAUAGCUGUAAAGAGGGCUACUAAGAUGCAUGGUGGGCAUCUAUCUGCAGAGUUUACAAGUGAGAUCCAGAUGCUGUCAAAGGUCGAGCAUUUGAACUUGGUAAAGUUUCUUGGGUACGUGGAAUACGAGGAUGAACGCCUAAUUCUGGUUGAGUACGUCAGUAAUGGAACACUCCGUCAACACUUGGAUGGGUCAAAAGGGGAACCAUUAGAAUUUGCACAGCGUCUCAACAUCGCUAUUGACAUAGUUCAUGCCAUUGCCUACUUACAUGGUUAUACAGAUCAUCCAAUCAUCCACCGUGACAUCAAGUCGUCCAACAUUCUCCUAACAGAGCAACUGCGAGCAAAGGUUGCCGAUUUUGGCUUCGCACGCCUAGCCCCUGAGAACCCUGAAGCGACCCACGUGUCAACGAUAGUAAAGGGGACGGCCGGAUACGUUGACCCUGAGUACCUGCGCACAAGCCAGCUCACCGACCGCAGCGACGUCUACUCCUUCGGCGUCCUCCUCGUCGAGCUCAUCACCGGCCGACGCCCUAUCGAGCGUGGCCGCGGACGCGGGCGCCACCAACGCCUCACCACGGAAUGGGCGCUGCGCAAGUGCAGAGAGGGCUUCGCAGUGGUGGUGAUGGACCCCCGGAUGCGGCGGACCAGCGCUGUCGUGUCGGCGGUGGAGAAGGCGAUGACGCUGGCCGCCGAGUGCACGGCUCCGGAUCGCGCCGCGCGGCCAGCAAUGCGGCGCUGCGCCGAAUUGCUCUGGUCUGUGAGACGCGACCUGCAGCAGGAGCAGCAGCGCGCGGCGGCCGCGAGCGCAGGAGCGAGGCGGCACGAUGGCUCGACGUACGCACCGCCGUCGGUUACGAGUCUGAGGCAGGAAAGGUUCGAGAACUUGAGAUGAUCUGCUGCACGACGUUGAGGACCUGAGGGGGAACACGACGUGGAUUUGAAAUUAGUGCAGCUGUGGAUGUGGAGUGCUCCGCUCCCUCCGUAAAAAGAAAAUAUCUUCUUCGUUUAUGAUCUUAUAGUAUUUAAAUUUUAUUCUAAGUUAUUUGAUCCUCUCAUAUUUUAAUGUAUAUUUUUUCAAUACACAUUUCUCUUUUCAUAAUACAUCUAUUUCUCU
Molecule: messenger RNA, 1934 nt
Organism: Sorghum bicolor (sorghum)
Lineage: Eukaryota; Viridiplantae; Streptophyta; Magnoliopsida; Poales; Poaceae
Product: calmodulin-binding receptor-like cytoplasmic kinase 2
Exons: 6
Coding region: 336-1712 (458 amino acids)
Biological process (GO): protein phosphorylation
Molecular function (GO): ATP binding; protein kinase activity
Source: RefSeq, a predicted model, not a curated record